Messenger RNA from Hemicordylus capensis (graceful crag lizard), 4066 nucleotides. RefSeq lists its product as uncharacterized. The record is from RefSeq and is a predicted model, not a curated record. The transcript has 4 exons. NCBI's taxonomy places the organism in Eukaryota, Metazoa, Chordata, Lepidosauria, Squamata, Cordylidae. The coding region runs from base 2787 to 3647 and encodes 286 amino acids.
UGCCUUUAUUGCACAAUAAUAUUCACUUCAGUAGAUGUUAUUCAACUGUUGCUCAUGCAUGGAGAAACUAAAUGAUCAAAAAUACUGAAGGUGUUUCAAUUUCUUUUUUCAUAAUUUCUUUUUUAUGGUGGAAUUUAUUUUGCUUUUCUAAGUUCGGGAACAAAAGAGAAAAGCAAUUUCAAACAGCAUAAUAUGUUUGCAUUAGGCCAAAUAGUCUCCUCUGUUUUGAUUUCACUUAAUGGUUUCCAAAACAGACAACUUUACAUCUCCCAAAGUAAGUCUAUUUGAUGGUUCGUAGUGUUUGCCAAGUACUUCUCAGAAUCUUUUCAUCUCAACAUUGAUUUUUCCCCUUUUCAAUGGGCACUCAUUUCUGCCUUAUAACUAAAUCCCUUUCUUUAUAAACCUCCUCUUGGGUAAUUUAUAAUAACAAAACCAUGAAAAGAUUACAUCAGAUGUCGCUUGCUGGAUUAGCCAAAAUGCAUAUGGUCCUUGCCUCUAGUGGCACACCUCUCUUGUUCAGUCUCCUAAAUUUGCUUUGAAUUAAUUUCAUACUGCCUAAAACAUAGUCAAAAUUACAAAAGGUUCAUAUGCCAUUGUCUCUGUUCAGAGCCAAAUAAGCACAUGGUGCUCUCUAACCUGAAACAAAUUCCAUAUUCACUUCCAUUAAAAUGAGAAAUCCAUUCACGUAUCCUUUUGAGUGAGCAGAGGCUCCACAUCUAUUGUAAUGCAAAGAAGCCCAUGCUGUCAGGGAGCAGCAUGUGCAUACUGGAAUCCCUGUAUCUGAGAAAGAUAAUUGGAUUAGGCCAAGUGGCUUGGAUUCUUCAACCAAGUACAGAGUUCAGCAAUGGUUGUGAGGCUUAGAUUCCACUUUCCCUGUUUUUUGCUUUCUUCAAAUUUUUACAUUUUGAUGUGUUCAGGUUUUUAUGACUUUAUAUGUUAUCUGCUCUGAGUUUAUUUUCUAAUGAUCAAGCAGGAUAUCAGAUUUUACAAUAGAAUAAUAAAUAAACCACAUAAACCUUACCUUUAACACAAUGGCCACAUUAGGACAUAACACACCCGCAGUUCCGCCCUCCACCCUGUGGAGUUACCUGUCCCCAUUCGGACUUAACCGGCGGGGACCCCUACUGCAGUCAGGGAGACUGUAGAAAGGAGGGAGAACUGGCUGUGUUGGCUCCUUUCUGGGAUGAAGGAAGCCAACACAGCUGUUUGUUUGUUUGUUUGUUUGUUUGUUUGUUUGUUUGUUUGUUUGUUUGAUUUCUAUACCCUCCCUUCCAAAAAUGGCUCAAGGCAGUUUACACAGAGAAAUAACAAAUAAAUAAGAUGGAUCCCUGUCCCCAAAGAGUUCACAAUCUAAAAAUUGUAGAUGAGUGGCGGGAGCUUCCUCCCUUAACUCCAGUGAAAACACAGUAUACCAUUUGGAUGUAACGCUGCCAGAGAACAAUCUCAGGUAGGUGCGGCGAAACCCACUACAAACCGCAGGUUCAAACUGGAGUUUCGGGAAGGAAACCUCAGGUUGCUUUUGGGUCCGAACCACAGUUCCAUGCAUUCAGACAUACAAAAUGUUAAACCAAAGGCUCCUUCAACUCCGGUUUCUCAUUACAUGUCAAUGGGGCCAAUAAGGGAUGUGGCAUAAAGGAGAAGAACUCUGAAGUAGCAUCUGUUUCAGGAAUUGUAUAAUCUAUGAGAAUUGGUGUGGAUUUUUAAUGCAAGAUGAUCCUACAUGCAUGAAUUACUUUAUUUGAGGCCAUUAUUGGCAGUCAUGUCCCGGUGCAUGUACACACAUUGCAAUAUAUAUGCAAGAAUGGAACUUUCUCCUAACCUUAAGUGAGUUCCAUGUAAGAAUUUGUUAACAUGUGAAUAAGCCCUCAUUUCCACAAAGAAACAUUUUUAGAGUCUAUAGAGUGUCAUAGCAUCUUAAAGACUACCAGGUUUUUUUGUGUUUUCUUGGUGGCAUAAGCUUUGGUAAGCCACAAUAAAUCAAUUUUACUGCUUUCUCCUUUAUAAGUCACAAUAUUCUUUAACUACUCUUUAACUUUGGCAUGCCUUCAACUCCUGCCUGUGGCUUCCAGCGGCAUCUGGUGGGCCACUGUGCGAAACAGGAUGCUGGACUAGAUGGGCCUUGGGCCGGAUCCAGCAGGGCUUAUGUUCUUAUGUAACUGUGCCACAAGAUUCUUUGUUGAUUUGCUGCAACAGACGAACAUGGCUACAUUUCUGGAAAUGUUUAGAUAUGGAUUUUCUAAUUUAAAAAAUAAAUUUCUAGACCUCACAUUUGUUCCAAUACGAGUGUGGAUCUCACCUCCUGCCACCCGCGCUUCAUUGAACAUGUCCUCUUUCUAAAGUGUAUGCUUCAGUGAAUAUGUGUGUUUGAGCUUGGUUUCUUUUUAUUUACUGCUAUGAUUUUAUUCAAUGACAACAGGUUUAGAUAGGUGUAUUUUUGUCUUUACUACACACACAAACACACACACACCCCAUGUUCCACACUUGCCAACUCUAUGCUUCUAUUUAUAUAGGGCUUUGCUAUCUCUCUCAUCCUAUUUUUGUUUUCUGCCUGCAAAUAAUUAUAGACAAAUCCCCCAGGAAGUUCUCAUGUACAAGCCUUUCUACAGUGAUCUUUAGCUGCGCAAGAGCAUGGCAGAGCUUUGUGUCUGCAUCCUGUUCUACUCUGCCAAGCAAAAGCUCAGGAUUUGGGAAUAGCACAGAUUAACACCCCGGAGGCAUACUCAGAUCCUUCAUUUUGAGUUUUGGCACAUUAGCCUAUUUCUCAACCAGUUGAAUAUUUAUACCAGAUGGCAGAAAAAUCUCCUUUCAUUCUCCAACUUCAUCAGUUGGAGGCCCUGGAGAAGGGCGGGGUCCCUGCCGGUCCUGACCCCUCGGCGGCGCCGGUGGGUCCAGCUGCACCUUUGUCCGAAGUACCUGGUCAACCUGCGCUGACAGUGCCUUCUGAUGCGGUUCCCGCGCUCCCCUUGGAGGGGUUGCCACAGCCUGGGAUGCCAACUGAACAACCUGUGGAUCCAUCCCGGCCAGGGGCUUCGGGUGCUGGUGGAGCGGCGGCUCCGGUCCGGGUCCUAGUGUGCGGCCAUUCGCUGGUCUUCUGGGCCUUCAAGCGGACCAGCACCACGCAGUGGGGCACGCAGUUGGGCUUCGGCAGGACGGCCUCUAUAUAUUGGUUGGGCAUGCGGGGGAUGCUCUGGGGACAGCUACUCCCCGCUAUCAGGAACCACCUAGUUAGCUUCCCCGCCCCUCAAGUUUUGAUACUGCAUUUGGGUGAGAAUGAUUUGGGCCAGCGAACUGGCCUUUCAAUUGUUCGGCAAGCCUCUACCGAUUUUAAGGUUCUGAGGGAAUGGAUUCCGGGACUCCGAAUUCUUUGGGUCAAGUGGCUUCAGCGUAGAGUCUGGAGUGGGGUAUCCUCAGGGCUGGGUAUGGAAAAGGCUCAGCGGAAGGCUUCGGCAGCUAUAGGUAGGCUGGUCAGGGAAGCCGGGGGGGCAGUCUUAUUUCAGCCCGGGAUAGCUGCGCGCUUCCCUGAGCUGUACUGGCCUGAUGGGGUGCACCUGUCCCAGUCUGGCUGUGAUUUAUACCUGCGUAAUAUUCGGGAGGGGCUUGCCAAGUUUUUGAGAGGUUGUGGGGCAGGGAGGUCAAGCUGGGGCUAACCUCCCUGUGUGGCAGUAGCAGUGCGGGCUGUGGGUAACUGGAGGUAGAUUUUGGUGAGCACCCUUGGGUAUUUAACGGUUGAUUGGUUAAUCGCUCCUUUGUUGCCUGUGCGGCACGGGGAGAAUGAUUCCCAACAACCAGCUUCAGGACUUCACCAACCUUUGGGCUCAGCGGUCCGGGGUUGGUUGAGUCCUUGAAGUAUCCAGAUCACUUCCUGAAAAAGGGGGUGGUUGGCUUUGAAGGAAUUGGGGCGGGGCUCUCCUGCCUUAAUUCCUGAGCCAGGGUGUGUCGCCCUUGGCAGGCUAUGGGGCUUGGCCUAGGGCCUUGCUCAUGCCUAGGAGCCCGCACUGUUUUUUAGUUGUGAUUAAUCACAUGAAGCGCCAGUUCGCCAUGUUGUAAGGUUAAUAAAGUUGUGGCC